Molecule: messenger RNA, 1833 nt
Organism: Drosophila takahashii
Lineage: Eukaryota; Metazoa; Arthropoda; Insecta; Diptera; Drosophilidae
Source: RefSeq, a predicted model, not a curated record
UGACUUGGUAAUUGAUUUGCAUUCGAUGUGCCACAUUGAUUGGCAAUUGAAACGUAAGGCAACCGCUUGAGUCCUCACCACUCAUUGUCACCGUUGCUAAUCAAGGCUAUCAAGGAUAAGCUGGCUGUCACCAUGUCGCUGUCUGUGGCCAGCCGUCGUCGCCUCCAGACGACGAACGCUCCCUCGUCCAGCCAUCCGCAUCCACCCUCCUCAUCCUCCUCCACUUCCGGUGGGCGCUAUCAUCUCCCCUUGUCGGUGAGGAAGCAGCACUCCUUCAUCGAGCCCACGGCCAGAUUCUCGGCCCAGCAGAGGGGCUACCUCUCCAGGGGUCUCUCCGUGGGCCGGUCCAUCGAGAAUAUCCGCCAGAAGCUGUAUCCCGUGAGUAGGCAGACUUCGUUGGCCGUCGAGGAGGCCAUUCCCAGGAUUGCCCCACGCAUCACUGCAUCACAGGUGCAGGGAUUGAGGCUGAGGGACAAGAGUCUGGUGGCCUGGUCCUCCACCACAUCGUUGCUGAAGGACCAGGAGGCGGAAAGGACUUCACAGGCUGAACCGGCAGAGGCCAAGAUUAGCGCCAAGGCGGACAAGAAUCGAAUUAAUCUGAAUAUAGUGCUGUCGCAGACCAUAAGGGCCACCAACGAGAGGGAACAGGAAGCGGAAGUGGAACCCGAGCCGGAAACGGAAGUGGAACCAGAGCACAGCAGCCAUCCGGUGGUGGAAGACACUCCCGACAUCCCGUUGAGCAUCUCGCCGGCCCUGACCGUCCAGAGGCGUCCGCUGGUGCGUGCUAUGUCGGCUCCGGUCCGCGGAUUCGACGAGAGCAGCAAGGCGGUCAUCGCCGCCAGCAAGCGCAGCCAGCAGAAGCUGCGCCGGAGGAAGAUCUUCUCGAGAACGCCCUCAACCUCGGUGGCCGUGCCCCUAGAUGUCAUCGGAGGGGACACCAACACCUCGUCCAACUCUAGCUCCUCCGCCUCGAAGAAGGCUCUCAACCGGUCGCGCAGCGUCGUUGCCCCCGAUGUCAUCACCCUGGUCUCCCUGCUGAGUUCCGAGGGCAGCGACUCCGAGCGGGAGGACAACAACAGUACGGUGACGGUAUCGUCGCCACCGGCAGGUGGCGGGGAGGAAAAACUCCAGCCAGGCGUCGCGCAGCGAAGGGCGCCGCUGCUGAGGAAGACGGGCAAAUCGGUCUCGUUUCAAGACAGCUAUCCGCCCACCUUCCAACUGGCCUCCAAGGAGUACUCGCACAUGAUACGCCGCGGAUCGAUAGCCCCACUAGCCGCAAGAAUUCGCGCCAAUCGACCGCCCACUGCGCCGCCGGUGUCCAUUUUCCUCACCGAGGUGCAGGUGAAAAUGGACCAGCCGUCGAAGAAGGAUGGUGGAGGUGCUGAUCAACCCACUGCUACCCUCUCAACCGAUGAGGCCAAGAAGGAGAACAACAACAAUGCGGCCAACUGUGAGGACCAACAGCCAUCCCCUCAGCCAGAUCACAAUUAUCCGGUUUAUGUGAGGAGUCUGAAGGAACGCGAGUGCUGGAAGCUGCAUCAGAAGAUGGGCGCCAAGGGAGUUAGUGUCAGCUAUGAGACUGUACUGAGGGGCAUGCUCACGCCCACGGAGUUCAGGCACUUCCAGAAGCAGCGGGAACAGGAGGAGGCUCGAGUUUUGGAGGAGGCGGAGGCCGCCGAAGCAGCCGCUGCAGCCGCAAUCCUCGAGAGCGGCGAGAAGGAGGGACGCAAGCCACCCAUCACGGCCAUCGAACGUCUCUCGGAGGCUCUGCUCCAGAGCAAAUAAGAACCAAGUUCCGAAACUAUGGAACCCGACCAUUAAAUUGCAUUUGCC